Molecule: messenger RNA, 1036 nt
Organism: Oryza sativa Japonica Group (Japanese rice)
Lineage: Eukaryota; Viridiplantae; Streptophyta; Magnoliopsida; Poales; Poaceae
Source: RefSeq, a predicted model, not a curated record
AGCUCAUCAUCGCCGCGACGCCGCCGCCACCGCCACCGACGCCGCGGCCGCCGCCGGAAUGAAGGCCCUCUCCGCCGCCGACAGCGCGGCAUCCCCGGCGACAAAGAUCACCAUCCCGUACUACUCCGCGGCGGCGGGGGCCGGCGAGGCGGGGCCGCCGUUCGGGAAGGGGCGGUACAAGGUGUGGGCCUUGGCGGCCAUCGCGCUCCUCGCGCUCUGGUCCAUGUCCGCCGCCUCCGCCUCCCUCCGCUGGUCCUCCGGCCGCUUCCUCCUCGCCGCCACCGCCUCCGAGGACCUCGACGCGCCCCUCCUCGACGACCUCGACUCGCUCGAAAUGGAGGAGAGGGAAAAAUUAGUGGGUCGAAUGUGGGACAUGUACACACGCACCGGUGAUGAGGUCCGACUUCCACGAUUCUGGCAGGAAGCCUUUGAGGCUGCCUACGAAGAGCUUGCUGGUGAUGAUAUGCAGGUCCGUGAUGCAGCCAUCUCUGAGAUAGCUCGAAUGUCAGCCCACAGGCUUGAACUGGAGCAGCCAGUGAAUGAGGAAGAAAAGACUAGAAGUAAUGAACAUGGUAGUCCAAAGUUGAAGAAGUAAUGUUUUAUAGUUAAACCUGACGAUCCAUUGCAGACAUCUUGCGCCGUCACUCCCGUCAGCUAGUGCAGAAUUGGGAGCUCCCUUGUAGUAGUAUUACAGGCAUUCAAUCUAUUUGUGCCAUCUAGUGCAAAAAUUGCGUCUCUUGCCCUCUGUAACGCUAUUUUAUCUUGGUACGUGGGUAAGCAAAAGCUUGCCGUGAUAAAAUACAGCGAAUUAUUUUAUUAUCAUGCUGCGCUUUAGCGGGUUUCGAUCUAAAUAUAAAACUACAGCUACUUGCUCUAUACAGGAAGUUGGGUUUGGCUGUUUGAGUUCCUGUUGUCAACCUUAGAAAACUUUAGCUGUUAAUAUGUGUAAACGUGUAUGGAUUGUAAAGGGUUCAGAACAUCCUUUUAUUCUAAAGGUCCCAAGAACAGGAAAAAACCGACCUGUAUGUUUGUUCCA